UACGCUGUUUAUUUAUGUCAUGUUCCAGUAAACAUACAACCUGGAUAAAUGUGAACAGAAUUCGUCAACAAAUGGCUCAAUGUUGACAAACAGCAAUGGAGCUGGUUAUGGCACCGAUUAUGGAUUUCUGUAAACGAACCCCAGUCAUGUUGGGGCAUGUUGGUGAGAGUUGUUCGCCAUUACAAAUGAUGAUCAAUUGAUCCCGAACCCGGCGAUAAAUAUAACGGCUUGCUGGGUAGGUUCCUAUUGACCUGGGGCCCCUGUUCCCGGUUUGGACGACAGGAAUUACGCUCCCCGGGAUAAUGGGGAGAAGUCAUUACAGGGUGUGAUUUAACAGGCCCCUGCUGGCAGAGUCCGAGUCGUGUCUGUCCACGGUAGUGUACAGCGAUCACGGAUCAACGCGCUCGGUCAAUGGACAGACGGCAAAAAUUUAAAUCUCCGAAAACGUCAGGAAUGGGAUUGAAGAACUCUCAGGUAGAUCUCAGGUAGAUCGCGGUAGCCGUGAUUAACUAAUCAGUCAGGUAACUGUCUUGUAAUGACAUUCCCCCCAGUUUGUAUACCUGGAGCAGGCAUCGGUCGAAAUCAAUCGCAUUCGGACAGAUCUCGGCAAUUUACCACAUCAGUCUUUGUGUUUGCUUACCUGGCAGAACACGGGUAUUAGUGAUUGUGUGGAGUGUAAAUAAGUUCUGACAUACAUGGGUUGAUCGGUGGAACACAUGUUUUAAUGGUACACAGGUAGUCAAAUCAAUGACUGAUUCUGGAUGGUGACAGGUGGAAAGCUGAGAGAGAGAAAGACCGAUCGCUGUAGUGGGGGCAGGAUGGACCCCCAAGGCGCCCUGCCCCGGCCUAAGAAAGUGUUCAAAUGGGAGGACAAACCCAGACUCCUGCGGGAAAUCCUGUCCACCGGGCACCUGCCUUUUGUCGCUAAAUAUCACGAGGGAGAUUUGACAAAAUACAUCAAAACAUGGAGGCGCCCCGUAACCGAUGGAGAAGACAGUAUUCUCCAUUUCGUGGACACGAAGACUCAUCAAAUGGUCGUCUGUAAAAAGAUGGUGUGGGACCGGAAGUCCGGCGAGUACGUGGCGGCCAACAAGAGGUCUGAGAUCCGGUCCUCGGUGAGAGGUUGGUUUGAGGUGUUACCAGAGGACGGCCGCCCUGUGGAAUACUUCGACUCCAUACAAGCGAUCGCUAACCUCAAACCCAGGCGGUUCCUGGUCCGGACUUCCAUUGUAGGCUACCAGCUGAGCGUGGACGGGGGAGUCAGCUCCUGGGUCCCACUAGAAGUGUCUCCGGGACAAGUUCUUACUACGGGUAUUGUGUACAUGGACCAGAAGAAAAGUAAAUCAAACGUUAAAAAUUUCUUCAAGAAAAUCAUCAAGCCAUCCAAGCACUCUCAGAAGGACCAGGAGUUGAAGUACCUCCAGUGCUUCGACUCCAGUGCUCGUGAGGUGAUGAUUCCACUUAUCAUGACAGGGGUGUUCAGUCCUGUAGCGGACCUCACCAACAACGACUUUGAUUCUGUGUACGAACUUCAGGAUUUAGUCGCCUCUUUUUCGCUUCCGGUGCGCGCGCAGUUAAUUCAUGCAGACCCCGACUCUGGUGUGCUGCCAAGUGGACAAAUAAUGAUAGAGGGUAUGAGAGAGGAAUUGACGAUUGUGGCGGGGAUGUAUCCUGUACAUGAAGACAGUGAGAUCGUGGAAAUCCCCGUUAACGCGAAACUUUAUUUUCGAAAGGAUGUGUCAAAAGGUCACGCCAAACAUAAAAAAGAGCAAAUUGUCACGGAUACAGAAGAGAGAAUCUACGAGAACAGUAAGCCAUCGGAGUUAGAUGUGGAGCUUCCAGUUCGGAUAAAAACCGGCAAAAAAUCAAAAGGACCUGGGAUACUAGACAAACUGAGCCUCCGAUCAAAGGGUAAAAAGGAAAGGGCAAGUUUAAAACAGCUGCAGGAGGAGGGUGUGUUUUCAUCGAGACUGACAAAAAGUGAUGUCAAUUUAGAUGCUUACAUGCAGGACGACGAGGAAGAUGCUGCUAAUGAAAUAAAACUUUCUCAAGAAGAAAAUGUUGAAUCGAAAAAACCAGAUUACGCAGACGACAGUGACCCUGUGUAUCGGCCGUCACAGCCGUACCAACAAGAGGAGACAAUAUACCAGGGCAGGAAUCUCCCGCCAAUUCCAAAGUCCCCGGAGGAGCGCGAGCCUCUGUAUGAAGAACUUCCGGUGGCACCACGCCCACCCGGGGGUGAGUAUAGUCGUUCUUAUAAGCAUCACACGCACGAUGAUGAUUACAUGAGCCCAGCACAAGUGAGGAGAGAAAAAGAACGCAACGCGCUGCACAGUAAGCCACCAAUUGCUCCCAGAAAUUCCAUGAAAAACAGAGAGAGUGGCUAUAAAUCUCCUGGAGAGGAUCCGCUAGAUUUUGACAAACUUUUUCCUUUUACCGAUGAUGGACGGGUCACGCAGUUGGGUAAACAGGAAUUGGAAAAUGCGGAUUACCAGUAUCAUACAACAGCCAAUGCACAUACUCGUGAUAGACGCAUGCGUGCUGAUGAAUACAAGAUGGACGCCGACCCCUUCAAUUCACUGACGCGGAUGCGAUCUCGGUCCCACAAGAACUUGCUAAUGGACGCUAAUGCCACAGUUCGCAGUCAUAACAUGAGGCACUUUAACCACUUGAUGAACGUUUUUAACUUCGAUGAUAUGAAUACACGCAAUGAACAAGCAGAUCCCGUACUGCCUCAGGAAUCAGUCCCUGGCAGGGAGUUCAGCCACCGUUUGUCAUUGUUUGAGCCUGCGCCGUACGACAGAAGGUCUUUGUACGCCAUGAGUGAGCCCGGAAGUAAGCGAUAUCAGAGGUCAAUGUCAACCAACGGCAUCAAUGAAGUGUUGUCUCACUCCAGACAGGAAGACUCCGUGCUGUCAGGGGAUUACGGUUACCAUGGCGACAGUGAGUAUAGUUACGCAGAAUAUGGCGAUGAUCUGGACGAUGGAUGGCGACCUCCGACUGACCUCUCCAACCUUAGUGUACAGGAAGUGUCAAGGUCACUACGAUACAUUGGCAUGAAGGACCGUGUCGUGAAGCGGCUUGCCAACGAACAGAUAGACGGGCAACUGCUGUGCUCAUUGGACAAAAACCUGCUCCGCGAGGGCUUCCCCGAACUCAACGCAUUGGAUGUAAAAAAAAUUGUAGAUUUUAUCGAUGGCUGGAGGCCAAAGAAAUGACCGUCCACUUUCAACGUUUAUGUUAGAAUAAAAAAGUUUGCGUGUAUGUGUCCCUGAGAGGAUCAUGUUUUGUUUUUGUUAGUGACAUUAAUGCUCAUUACUCCAUGUAUCUGCCUGUCCGUUUGUCUGUCUGUCUGUCUGUCUGUGAGUCUGUGAUAUGACUUGUAACAUUUAUGUUUACUUCAUAACUGUUGUCAGCAGGGUAGUGCAUUUUAUAACAUUUUCAAUGCAGCUUGAUUUAUACGUAAAUAUUUAUGUUUGUAUUAUUCUUUUUCUUAAGUUAACCAAUUAAAUACGAUGGUAACCAAU
Magallana angulata is the source of this 3527-nucleotide messenger RNA. RefSeq lists its product as uncharacterized. The transcript is spliced from 2 exons. Lineage: Eukaryota; Metazoa; Mollusca; Bivalvia; Ostreida; Ostreidae. The record is from RefSeq and is a predicted model, not a curated record. Bases 762 to 3218 code for a protein of 818 amino acids.